AUGGCUGUGCGCACAAAGUCGUAUACCGGCUGUUGGACGUGCCGAAGCCGCAAAAUCAAGUGCGACAAUAAGCAGCCGGUUUGCCAGCAAUGCAUCAAGGGUAAACGGCAGUGCGAGGGCUAUUCAAUCAAAUUGAGAUGGGUCGGGUCAAACAGCGAUCCAAACCCAGGCGAUACGCUUCGGCGGCAAGUCGAUUUUGUAAAGUAUCCUGCCAGCAUGCUGUACGAGACGUACAAUGAACUGGACGACCUCCUGGUAAAACUGCACAAUGGUGCUGUUGCUCCAGGCGAAACUGCGGUUGCUGGUCCUUUUGCGGUCUUUCAAGGUGUGACCGACGCGCAAGAGCUCCCAAGAAAGCGGAGUAAACUUGUGGCUCUUCCCACCCCACCAGUUCGAUCUCCCAACGACACACCGGUUUUUAUGAACCCGCGGUACGCUUCGCCUGCUAAUCAGGGUCACCUUAUAACCAAUCAGUCAAGCAUAGGGCCGUCUCCACAAUCUUUUCAUGGAACAAGCCUUUCUCCCUAUGGAGACGUUGUCUAUGCUGAUGGAUUUGGCGGCUUUGAGCAAGAUCUGGGCGCUAUUAUUGCCCCGACGUUCCCAGGUAUCGACAAAAAGUACGAAGACGUGCUUUUCCAGCCUAGUCCUCUUGAAAUGCUCCCUCCUUUACCACCGGACGAAAAGUUCGAUCUGACUGCGGCCCCAAGACUCUUGGUUUUGUCUCGUUUUCUCCUAGAGCACUACCGCGACCAUGUCACACCAUAUAUGAUGGUUGUAAUCCACGAUCGUAACCCGUGGCGUACUAUUUAUUUGCCCCGAGCCUAUGCAGCUAUAGGUGAUAUCACUUGCACAGGCGAAACAACAUUUGCUCGUUAUACAGGUCUUCAUGCCAUGACGGCUAUUGCAGCAUUCCAUUUGCGUUUGAAAUUCGAUCCUGCAUCUAUGCCUUACCAGUAUUAUACCGAGCUGGGUGAACGUCUUGAAACCCAGGCUCAGCAUUGGCUCUCAAAAUGUUUGAAGGGCUCUAAUAUUGGCAAAUACAAGGAUCUUCUGGUUGCCCUAUUGUCUAUGGCUACCCUGCAUAUGGUCAAAGGCUCAACAGGUUCCGGCGAAGUUCCUUUGGGAGCUGCUCAGCGGUUAAUCAAUGUACGGUAUCGCACGCGACCUAAAAUGAGCCGAAAGGCCAAAAUUCUCCAUCGCAUCUGUGUUAUGCUUACUCUCCUUCAAAAGGCAACAGUUAUGACCCACCAAUCGGAGUUGGGUGCUAUCCACCAAGAGCAUGAUCUGGAAGACGCAUGGAUCGAUAAAACGUUCGAUGAUGUUGUCGUUCCUCAGGAUCCCAAGCAAAUUCAAAAACUCGAGAAAUUGCAAUCGCGUCAGGGGCCGCUCAAUUACAUGAAUGAUCCCUUGCAGCUAGAGGAAUACUUUAGCCAGUAUGACAACAUGGGCAUGGUGGACGAUAUUUUCCACAUUGGAGACGUUGCAAGGGCUCAGCAACCAUCUGAUCUACCCGCGGCAAGCAGCAACCGACUACCGAGUGAUUAUGAAGCUGUUUCAACCCAACUGAUUCACGGACUUACUCCACCGCUGGUAUACAUUUUCAAACAGGUUGUGUCGGUAUCUCGUAAGGCAUUGCACCAGCGUGAAGCAAACGGAGGUGAUACGGGCACAUUUUCAAGCGAGUUAAUUUUGCAGUGUACAGAGGUAGAAGCCCAGCUUGCCACCUACAAAUCUCAGAUCGAGGCCACAAGCUCAGAAGCCCUGAGUCCGAAAAUCAACGAAAUGCUGAACCACCAUUGCCACGCUUGUCAUAAAGCCCUGAUUGUUUACCAUUACCGUAUGUCCAAAGAUGUCAAUCGCACAUUGCUCCAGCGUACGCUACUGCAAGUAAUCCAGCACCUUGAGGCAAUCAACGAGUUCAACAAGAGACAGCCCCGCGCUCUAGUCAUUCCAUUUUUGUUCCCUGGUUUUAUCUGUGCAUGCGAAGUCGAGUCUGAUAACGAGGAUCUUCGCUACAGAUACUACUCGUGGCUGUUAGAAAUGAAACGCACCGGGUUGUCUUCUUAUGCAACCGUCAAUUCCGUUAUCGAGGAAGUCCACAAACGCCGCAAGGCCGGUAUGAGCUCCAACUGGUGGGACAUUGUGCGCGAAUGGGACCUGAACCUCAUUUUAACAUAG
Wickerhamiella sorbophila is the source of this 2178-nucleotide messenger RNA. Its product is annotated as Arginine metabolism regulation protein II. The record is from RefSeq and is a predicted model, not a curated record. The transcript has a single exon. Gene Ontology annotation, biological process: positive regulation of transcription by RNA polymerase II. NCBI's taxonomy places the organism in Eukaryota, Fungi, Ascomycota, Dipodascomycetes, Dipodascales, Trichomonascaceae. Bases 1 to 2178 code for a protein of 725 amino acids. Gene Ontology annotation, cellular component: nucleus. Gene Ontology annotation, molecular function: DNA-binding transcription factor activity, RNA polymerase II-specific; zinc ion binding; transcription cis-regulatory region binding.